Molecule: messenger RNA, 6520 nt
Organism: Oryzias latipes (Japanese medaka)
Lineage: Eukaryota; Metazoa; Chordata; Actinopteri; Beloniformes; Adrianichthyidae
Product: gamma-aminobutyric acid receptor subunit gamma-3
Biological process (GO): chloride transport; monoatomic ion transmembrane transport; gamma-aminobutyric acid signaling pathway
Cellular component (GO): membrane
Molecular function (GO): extracellular ligand-gated monoatomic ion channel activity; GABA-A receptor activity
Source: RefSeq, a predicted model, not a curated record
AACCACCGAAUCAAACUAAAUUCUGAACUUCGGGGCUGAACAGCAGCCAUGCGCAGAGACAUACGGUUGAAACAGCGGAGAAUCAAAGUUUGGGAGGAAGCUUUGGCCACAAACAGCGGAUUCCAGAGAAGAGGCGGAGGGAGACGCCGCUGGAUCCACCCCCCCCCCCCCCCCUCCCUCAAAGUUCUCCUCCGCCGGACUCCUCACUGAUUGAUCGUCGGGAGCCUCCCGGAGGAAGCCCUCCUGCGUGGAGCGCGCGGGGGGGAGGGGGGGAGGAGAGGAGAGGAGAGGAGAGGAGCAGGCAGACCGCUCCGUGUUUGUGCGGGUCGCACAUGACGCGCGGGAGAAGGCGCGUGGGCGGAUGAGGAAGUUCAGAUUGAUGGCUCUACUGUAAACGGCGCUCGCACGCGGCAAGGGCGCGCGCGCAGGCUCACUGUCCAGAAGUUUCCUGUGAGCUGAGGUGGUCCGCGCGCGGUAAAAUGACAAUCAAGCUAGUGGUCACACUGCUCCUCGCGCUCCGUGCUCGUUGUGAUUUAUUGGAAUAUGGCGACGAUGAUGAAGAUCUCCACGACUCCACCGUCAGUCAGAUGCUGGUCCCCAGGUCGCACCAGGAGGACGCCACUCUGAUCCUCAACAACCUGCUGAGGGAGUACGACAAGACUCUGCGGCCAGACAUAGGAGAAAAACCGACCGUCAUCAAUGUGGGCAUUUAUGUCAACAGCAUCGGGCCCGUGUCGUCCAUCGAUAUGGAAUACCAGAUCGAUAUCAUCUUUGCACAGACCUGGGUGGACACUCGUCUGCGGUACAACAGCAGCAGCAUGCGGAUUCUAACCCUCAACAGCAAUAUGGUCGGCUUGAUCUGGCUGCCAGACACGAUAUUUAGGAAUUCCAAGAAUGCCGAUUCUCACUGGAUAACGACACCCAAUCAGCUGCUUCGUAUCUGGAACAAUGGAAAAAUACUUUACACGCUGAGGAUGACCAUCAACGCCGAGUGCCAGCUGCAGCUCCAUAAUUUCCCCAUGGACGAACACUCCUGUCCUCUGGUCUUCUCCAGCUACGGCUACCCGCGAGAUGAGAUCAUCUACAAGUGGAAGCGGAACUCUGUGGAAACGUCGGACCAGAAAUACUGGAGACUUUAUCAGUUUGACUUCAUGGGGCUGAGAAACACAACCGACGUGCUGACAACCACAGCCGGUGACUACGUACUGCUGACGGUUUACUUUGACCUGAGCAGGAGGAUGGGUUACUUCACCAUCCAGACCUACAUUCCCUGCAUUCUGACUGUGGUUCUGUCCUGGGUGUCCUUCUGGAUCAAGAGCGACGCCACACCAGCGAGAACAGCUCUAGGUAUCACCACAGUGCUGACCAUGACCACCCUGAGUACCGUGGCCAGAAACUCCCUCCCCAGGGUGUCCUACGUGACCGCCAUGGACCUGUUCGUCACCGUCUGCUUCCUGUUCGUCUUUGCCGCCAUGAUCGAGUACGCCAUGCUCAACUACUAUUCCUACAUUAUACGCAGACCCCCUCCCAGGAUGCAGAGAAUGGCCUACUCAUCGUUCCACACAAGCCGCACUCCCCGACCCAUGAUACCCAUGGGCAACUCCCUGUUCUGGCACGACUAUGACGACAGCUGCCUGUACGAGUGCUUGGACGGGAAAGACUGCAAGAGCUUCUUCUGCUGUUAUGAGGAGUGUAAAGAAGGCGGCUGGAGACGAGGACGAAUCCACGUCAACAUCAGCGAGCUGGAUUCUUACUCCCGGGUUUUCUUUCCCACGUCCUUCCUGCUCUUUAAUAUCGUCUACUGGGUCAGCUACCUCUACCUCUAGUCUGUUGGGGCUGUCAUGUGAUCCGUGGAAACAGCUCUUGCCAUUUUGCACUGCGGCUGGUGAUUUUGAGGUGGACACGAAGCGUAGUGGAGGAAAACCAAUCGGAUCUGUGGGACUUUUGAGAAAACCCCACUGGUGGAGUGAUGAGACCACAACACUUUUGAGUUGCACUUUACGGCGUCUGAAUCGCUCGGCAGUGGGAUGACGAGUCGCCCCCCCCUUGAAUCUCGGACACUGCGACUUCAGAGAAGUUCAGGGGGGGGAGCCGGGGUUGCCAAGCUGAACCUUUGGCCAUUGAGACAGCAAAGCACCCAUAGUGCCUUCUUUAGAAAGGGUGCAGCACCAACAGAAGCAGCGUCAGAGUUCCCUCCAUUAUAUCUUUAUUACCUCAUCCAUCGCAAGCCGCAUGUUGAGCUGAUCACUCCGUGACUAAACUAGCCCGGAUCACAGUUUAAACUGGGGACGUUCUAAACUCUACAUUUUGUAGCACAUUAGUUUUAGUUGUUCCCUUUUAUUUGUAUUUCUUUACAAGCUAGUAAUGUUUUCUUGUUAUUCUGCUGAGAAUUAGUUGUGCUUUCCAGUCGCACAGGCAUUGGUUGUUAGUUGUUUAUUAUGGGUUAGAGUCAGAGCCAGUGGUAGUCUGGUAUAAACUUGUUUAUUGAGUCAGUCAGCUUUUCCUCCAUGAUGUUUUUUGACCAGACGACUCAAGUUUUCACAAAACAGCAAGAGGGUUCGGGUGUUUAGAAAACAACACAACAACUGAAUCACAACUGCAUGAAGCCACCAAGUCCAACAGUAAAGAUGCUAAUCUCCUCCCCCAGUUCUGGUAUGUAUGUUUCAGUACAUGAUUAAAGACAAGAGCAGAUUAGACCGUAGGGUAGUGCUGGUUUCUCCUUGGAAACAAAUAUAAAUAUUUAGUUUAAUGAGAUUUUAUCCUUUUUAUACAGAUUUUAAACUUUAAGAAAUCAUCUGUAGAUUAGCCAAACUUAAAUUAAAAAAGUUUGACACAACCCUAAAUGAUUUCCAGAGACUUUUUUCAUCUCAACCCACACUUCAUUUUCUCUCCUCUUGUAAUUAAUUUUAAUAUGCGUUUCUGCAUUCAUGAAGAGCCGUUUGGGUUUGGAAAAUAAGGUUUCCGUCGAGAAAAUAAGCCUGCUUGCUUGAUUGGAAAGAUGAAGAAAAGAGUAUAAAAACGUAAUCAGAAAACUACUUACACAAGACAAAAAUCAAAUGAAAUAUAGCCAGAGACUACACAAUUUUUACAUCUUUAGCGGUUUUCUGCGGCCUGUUUUUUUUUUUUUUUUUAUCUGAUAUGUUGCUUGUACAAAAAGAAAAACAAAUGUAAAUUCUUUUCUGUCACUCCAGAUUUUGUCAUCCAAUUCACAGCUCCUCCUGUUAUAUACUUUCUCUAAAUCUACAAAGACAGAAUGCAGCUGCUUCUGACCUAAAGCUCCAUGACCGUUGCAGGAACGCUGCAACUCAACUAAACAAAAGAUCAUUAUAUUCAUUAACAGUGUUGUUCAAAGAGAAAUGAAACACACUAGUAAGAAAAUCACAUUCCUUUAGUCCCCAAGAAAUUAUGAAAAGACUGAGGAUUGGGCGUGACCACUGAAGCCUGAAAGUUUGUUUAGUUUGAUCAGUUUGAUCAUUUAAUUCUCUUGAACGGAUCUGAAAACAUCACCUGUAAUUUACUGGAAACUAGUUCAGCCAAUUUUUGAACAUAAAAACCAAAUUUACCAACCUUUGCUAGAUAUGUUUGAUGACCUGAACAGGUCAUCAGAUCAAUUGUACUGGUCUCCUAUGGCAAAAGCUCCACAAAAUAAAGCAGAUAUUCAACCUAUAGGAUCUUAAAAAUGAAAAAUAUCAAAUGAUGCCGGUGCCAUCCCUUCACAGUACAAUAGAAAACACUAGCAAUUCACAAAAGCCAGUCAGUGAGACACAACAGUCUUAAUCAACCCUAAAAUGAAAACCAACCAGAUGAAGGCCAACAUUUCAACAAACAUUAUUAUUAAAACUUCCAGCAAAAAGCUAAGCUUAUUAAAACAAGUCAGGUUUUUUACAGUAAAUUAGGUCUGAAGGAAAAACAGGAAACAUUAAAUGCCAUGCAAAUGUCCACAUACUGUUUAUGACUUUGCUGUGAUUAUUUUACCCAGAAUUAUUUUUUAAAUGGUUAACUUGACAUUAAAAUGUAUAAAUGAUGAGUGAAACCAGAUGUACUCCCUUAGUUUGCCUGUUUUUUUUACUUUUCACAACAUUAAACUCUUGUUUUACAUUUCAUUUGACUGUGUCACCCUCAGAAAAAGAAACACUGAUUUUUGUGCAUUUCAACGAUUGGUCAUAAAUUGUAUUUUUCCUUUAACCUCCUCAUACAGCUUUCAUUCAAAAAUGUUUCGAUACUUCCAGCACAUGACGCAGAUCUUGCCGUUAUUUCACUUUCAAGUAUCCGUAGCAACAAAAAUUAAGUCCCAAAUCUUACCUUUAAUAAUAUCUAAACCUAAAUAAAAGGUAGUGUGUGGAAAAAACUGCAACCAAACAUUUUACGUUGCAUUUUUUUUAGACAAACGAAUCUGUUCCAGCAGGUUAAUGCACCAUUAAAACUUUGUUUUUAUUAUUUACUAGCACAGAACAGAGCGUUCAGAUUGUUUAAUAGAGCCCUACUUUGUAGCAAAGUUCAAUUUGAUUGACAGAUUGACAUAAAAAUUCCUUAAACGUCAGUGUACUCAUCCGGAACUAAUUUUGAGCCUGAAUACACCCAAGCGGAUCCAGUUCCGGGACCAGGAACUGCUCUUGGACCCAUCUUUUGAGGUGGUCUCGGUUUGUGUCCAAUCAGACAGAUGCUUCGGUUUGUUCUGAGAUUCUUUAGGUGAAUACUAACUGUCCUCGGAGUAUAACAACUGAACCACAAUGGCCACCGUAGCCAGGCUUUACGUGAUGCAAACACAGUAGCGGAGCAACAAUAAGGCACAACAACUCACUGUCUCAUUGCUUCUCGACUUUUAACGUGACAAAAGUUGCUUCUCACCAUUUUCCCGACAACCUAUACGUCAUAAACACUUAUCAGCGCAACUUCUUAGCCUUUGCCUCCUCAAUAACGGCCUUACAUCAUGUCUCCUUUGCCCCAUAGUAACAGGAAAUAACUGUUGCACCUUACACUCAAAAUUGGUCGGCAAAUAUUAAGUUUCUCCCGACAAGGAUUGCAAAGCGUACGACUUCCAUUCAUUUUCUCGUUGCUUUGCCUCACCCUUGUGAUUCCUGGCCAAUGACUGAAGAGAUCUUUAGUCACGUGGUUUUGUUUACACGUUUUGGACUGAAUCAAAAAAUGUCCAGUAGACGGUAGUCUGAAUACAAGUUCAGGGCUUGAUCCGACCAACAAACCUGUCCAGCUUUUUUAGAUAUUUUUAUCACACUAUCCUGGGGUGCACUUAGUUUUUCCACACACUACUUCUACAAUUUGAAAAGGGGUUUGAUGCAUAAGUAAUGAGACGGUCAAAUGUUUGCAGUUAAAUUGACAAGAGGCCAUUUUGCCCAUCCUGUUGACACGAUAGACCGGCAGAACCAAAUUCUCUGAGUGCUUAAAGGUGGUUUUAAACCUUAGCUCUAAAAGAAGGUGUACUUUUUUUAUUAGUAUUUCACAUGACCACACAUUCGGAGAGGACAUCCACACACAAAUAUACAUUUGUGAAGGCAGAGCAAAGAGCAGUGUUGAAAAAUAGAUGACGCAGAGUUUUGAUGGGAUCCAACCACCAUGCAACAUUUAUGAGGGGGGGUGCAACCAACACUACAUGGAACAUUCUGGUUCACAGAUGUUCGGCAUUUUCAAAGUAGCUUGGCUUUCCAACAGGGUCACUGGAGAUUUUUAGGACGACAACUUCUAUGUGAGCUGUAUCUAAUUAUUGUUUCUAUUUUCAUAAAGGGAUGGAAUGUAUUUUUUUCGGCCAGUAGCAAGGCCACAGUCCUUCUGGUUGGAAUUCAGUCAGGUCAAGCUGCCCAAAUUAAAGUUUCUUUAGGCCUUCAUCAGUUUCGUAGUUGCAAAUAACAGCUUUGCAAAAAAAAAAACAAGGUUUGUCAGAAAACCUCUGCAGGUUUUCACCGAUUCGUUUACAAAUUAUCAUAUCGAACAAAACCAAUUUCUAUCUAUGCGUCUAGAACUGACUGACUUGACCAGGGCUUGGCCCACACCGCGGUAACUUUUCCUCACCUCUGAUAUUUCUACUACACUUUAUAAGUGUCUCAGUGUAAUGAGAUACUUCAAUAAAACCAAAAAACACUAUUUUCUACAUCUGGAUGAAAACCCUUGGAGUUUCAACUGACUGGGAUGUGGAUUUCUAAAGCCUCUUUGGAAUCAGAGUGCUAAUCCAAGAUCAGCACAACUGAGCCUAAUGAAGCCUCUCAGGAGGCUCCUUCGAGGACCUAGACACCCCCUCCACACACACACACACACACACACAAGUUUGGGUAGACAAAAACAAAAUACUGGCCAUGCAGUGUUUUUUUUUUAAACUGUCGUUUUUGUUUUGCUUAUCAACACCAUCUCUGGAAGACGUGCUUGUACAAAUUACACACAUCCACCCUGAUCUUGGAUGAGUCCUCUGAGGGAAAAUAUUUGUGGAAACAGGAUCUGGAGUGAAAACAGGCAUCUUUUUUCUAGUGUGUGGUGUAUUGCUUAUAUAAAUAAAUAAUGUUUUGGUCAAGUC